CACAUAUAUACAAACACCAACAAGGGUACCAAAAACAAGAAAAUAAUAAAUGGACUAAAACACUAACAAAGCUGGAGACAUUCUUACCAAAUUCAAAAGGAGGAUUACAUCAAUUCUAAAUGUCCCUCCCCAGCAUCACAUUAGGAAAUAAAUUACACUGAAGGAUAAAAUUAGGCCAUCAAUACAUGCUUGAGCAAGAGGUUCUUAACAGAUCAAAUACAAAAAAAGGUAUCCACAGGCAGCAAUUUUCAGCGGAGAGCCAUGCAGACAAAGGACUGCUCAUGGAAAACACAUUCUGUCACACUGUCCUCAGACGAGGUCAGAAAUGGAGGGGUAGCCUGUGACCCUCAUCUCUCCAGCCAUUAGUCCAACAACUAUUCCUCAAUAGUCAGUUAAUUAAAACAGUCACCUAUUAUGAAUAAACCUGGAUCUUCUAUGGCUGAUAACCGGUUCCUGCCCUCAUUAUCACACCGCCAAUGGCCUCAGUUGACACGGCAGGCGCGGAUCAUCAGUAGCUGCAGGAGGAUGAAGAGUGGUGAGACGAUGAGACCGAACCACAGGUCACGUGCCUGUUCCUGCUCAACCAGCUUCUGGCACAGCAGCACCUCACACACCAGCUUGAGGCUGAGCACUGUCAGCACCCACAGCAGCCUCAGCACUGCCAGCCUUUUCUCAUUCUCCUGGUACAGCCGGAUGGACACGAUGGCCGUGAAGUAGGUGCUCAGGCCAUCCGCGGCAAACAGAGGGACGAAGACCAUCCACCAGCUCAUGCCAGGGGCAAACCGGUCAGCCUGCAGCGCUACUAGCACACUGAAGACCAGCAGAGCCCCAAGGUGGAGGAAGAGCUCGAACGUGGCAAAGCCCAGCCAUUGGACCAGCUCCCGCAGGGAGAACAGCAUGGCCUUAGGGUGGAGGGAGUGGAUGCAGGUGGACUGUUCAACCAGGGACCGAAUGGGGUAGACUCACUGGUUCGACUCAGGAGAGGUGACGUUUCCAGACUCAGGGUGGUAAAGUGUGAAGGAAGGGAGACAUUGAGAUCUGGGCAGAAAUCCACAGAAGGCAAUAGGAAAUGGCCCUUAACGAGGAACUGCUGCAGAGACGAUCAAGCUCACCAACAUCAUUGAAGACAGUGGGGGCAGAGAGGACGAAAUACUGUGAGCCAGUGAAGAGCUUCACAUGUGGAGGAUGUCUUCAGGGAAUCAAGUUGUUCUGCCUUUAUUUAGAAACAGAGACAUUUUAUUGAGAGCAUGACAAGAGUUUACAAUGUAUUGAAAUUGACAUGUUACACUGUAAACAUCAACAAAAUGACAGUAUUUACUUCAGCUCCCUUUUACCAAGCUAUAUUGUAACAAGCCUGAAGUCGGUUGAAACAACUAUCAAACGUUGCAAACAUUGUUACAAUCUCAUUCUGUCUUGACUAACAGUCUAGAAGUGGAAAUGUAUGUGUCCUUCACAAAUAGCCUACAAUGUAUCAAGGGUUGAUGACAGUAUCCCAAUAACGGACUAAAGGAGCCUAACGUUACUCCUUAUAGUCCAAGGACCUUACAUUAUCUGUUUAGAAUCUAAUUGGUUCUGGCAGCCAAAACAGCCAAAUACUCCAGCUAAAGUGAAAAUAUUUUCCCGGGAAGCCCAAUUCCCCAUUAAACAACUGGUGAAAUCCCCUCACAAUGACAUGAAACUGUGUUUCUAAUAAACAAUUAAAUUAAAAUAGACUACCCCUUGCUAAUCAGGAAACUUGUGUACGUUGCGAUGGACUGUCAUUACAACUGCUUCACAGGAACCUGGUAAAAUUAUGUUUGAAGUGUAGCUAGCCACUGAAUUCACUGUCAGCAUGCAGUCAAAGCUAUAACCACUUUUGGAGCAAACUAGUGCUCUCAAAUCGUAUCCUAAUGUCAACAGCAGAUGGGAGUUGUAUUCAUAACAUUGCUAACUUAGCUAGCUAACAUACAUUGAGAAAAUAAGUUAUAUUAGGUUGCUAGCAACACCUUGUGGUAAAUGAGACAGAGCUAUCUAACUAAACAGCUGAGCUAGAUUUUUUUUUUUUUUUACAAAAGUAGCUAUAAUUUCAAAAUAUUGAAAACAAAAAUGAGCUUUUACAUUUACAUUUUAGUCAUUUAGCAGACGCAUACUGGCCCCCGUGGGAAUCGAACCCACAACCCUAGCGUUGCAAGCUCCAUGCUCUACCAACUGAGCUACACCGGGGGCUUUUAGUUCAUAAUUUAACGCUGCCAUAUGUAACUUUUUGGGCGACCCGACCAAAUUCAUAUAGAAAUGUGAGGGCAAACUAGUGAAAUCAGUACUCCAAAUGGGAACAACCAGUUCAAUUUAUUGAUGUUGCUAGAGAUGAACGUGACAGAAGAAUAUAUUAAUUGUUGUAAUGAGCCUUCGUGCGCCCCAGUCUGUUGGUAGCUCUGCCAGCCUAUGAAAGCAGGACAUCAAUAGGAGAAUAACUUUAAUCUGUUCUAAUUAUUUAGAAUUAUUUAUUAUAUUUGGUCGAACAGGGCGGAGAUGUUUUCCAUGCUGCAGCCUUGCAAAUCACAUGUGCAUCAAGUACGAAAAAUGUGGGCUAGACAUCUGGCAAAAACAACAUAAGGCAAAAUGCAUGUGCAUCUGGUGGACAUAUGGUCUAAUGCUUACACAGGUGUUUGGAGCAUGCUAGAUAGCUAAUUAACGGUCGCCUCGUCUUCAUCUGUUUUCCGUAAACAAGCGCUGUAACGAGGAGAUAUGGUCAUGUGGGAACACUAACCCUAUAAAGGUGUGUAUCAAUGUAACUUUUUUUUUUCUUGCUGAUAUUAAAGAUAAGGUCCUUAUGCUUCCAAAACCGUACCGCAAGCGAUGCAUGUUAGUGUUCAGACCGAGCGUCGGGGAUCUUCACAUAACUCCCCACUACAGAAGACGCCUUUGUCCAAUUACUUAUGUGUAAUGUAAUGGAACGGAGAGUAAUGAUCAAGGACUAUGCCAUGGUGACAGUUGAAAUCGUUUGUCAGCUAGCUAGCUGCCUGGCUACAUUCAUGGUUUUAACUGACAACAACCGCUCACAAACGAUUCCCAAUAACGUUACAGCAUUUUACAAGCUAGCUAGACCGCUGUAUUGUCAGAUCAUUAGGCUAGCUAGUAGCUGACGUUAGCUGAGCUACAGUUACGUUACAGCAAAGACAGUGUGGUUUCAGUGCUAGCACAAUCAACAACUAGCUAGUUGGCUACCUCGUAGCCCUUAUCCAUCUCAUACUAGCUACAUAUCAUUUCUCCCUCUGUGCAUGUGUGUCAAGUAAUAUGGGAUAUUAUAGGACAUGACAAGGUUUUAGCGAAAUGUUGUGGUUUUACCUCAAUUCAGUCAAUUCCGAUUCAAGUGUCAGGUUAGCCUUUUCGUAAUGUUUUCAUUCCUUCACUCAAAGCUACGGUGUACUAUCGCGGGAACUUGUACGUUUACGGAACAAUUGUACGGUGACCGGUUAGUGUCUGCGCCUAGUGCAAGCAAAGGAGCACGGACGUACUGUACAAGGCAAGAACACCGAAAUUCAUUGAUUUAUUUGAGCAACGUUAACCUUGUUGUAUGUUAAUUAAUGCUGGCAAGUUACGUUUUGGAUGUAGCAAGGUGAACAAGUUAUAAUUCUGCGGAAUAUGACCAGGAGGAGUUGAAAAUGUGUUUGCUAGUCGUGUGGUGCAUGGAGCAUAUAAUUGGCACAUUUGAGCACAUGAUUGUUGAUAGUCGAAGUUAGCUUUCUGUCGUUACAUUUCAUUGUUUUAAAACUGUUGUUUUAUGUCUGAUUUUGCUUAGUUCUCGUAAAUGUAGACUUUUCAUGUCAAUAAUCUUGAAAUUAUAGAAUUAAAAGGAUCUGGAAUGGGCUUUCAUAAAUGUGAGCAAUUAUUCUUCCUCCAGCUGUGUGAAAGCCAGCAUUAUCACUGCUGUCACUCAGGGUCAUCCAAUUGUUUAGUUUAUGUCAGGUUAUGUGUAGCCUAAACCACUCUCUCAUUCCAAUGCAUCUCAGAAAUGUGGGGGUGAAUAAAGGUGCCGUUGUCAAACCUCUCUCUCUCUCAGCGCAAAGAUGCAGCAGGUCGAUUCUCUUCUCCACAGUGGCUAUUUUCACCCAACACUCAGAUACUGGCAGACCUGCGCCUCAGACUUGAGACCUGAGAACCUCAUCUACCCCAUCUUCGUCACGUAAUGUCUCCUCUCCAACACAGACACUACGAUGUCAUCUUGAUGUUGUGAUACAAAUGACAGAUGCCCUUGUGUCAGUCAGUUACACUGUAGGCUAUAUUUGGGUGGCUAUGUGUUUUUAUGACAUGACAGCUUUCUUGUUCUUUUCUCCAACAGUGACAGUCCUGAUGCUGUGGAGCCCAUCGCUAGUCUGCCAGGCCAGGCCAGGUAAUGACUCCAGAUUACCUGUUCAUGUGGUUGAUUUUAAAACAUAUAUGACUUUGAAACAAAGACUUUGAAUGAGAAUUCUCAUUCAAAAUCAUCUGAUUGAGUGAGAAUGAGCAGGGGAUGGGGACCAUUGAGAUCAAGGCUGUGACCUCCAGAUAAAUACUGUGAGGCAGGGUGGAUCCAGAGCCAACAACUGGGCCAAGAUAAGAAGAUAAUCCGUUAGCUCUUUGUCCCUCACAACCCUCCCUGCUCAUGCACCAUUUGGUUACUAUAUAAUAGGCUGUAAUGUAAUACUGAGCCCUAAUUCUUGGUACUAUUAUGUGUCAGUGUUGAAAUUACUGUCAAUAGUUAUCUCACUCGUCUGAUUUGGUUUGUUGCCCAAAACAAACCAGAUUUUAGGCUAAAGAGAUCAAAUACAUCCCCAGUGCAUUGAUAAUGAAGUGCCACUUAGUAAUUGCUUGCCUCAAAGUGGUAUUGAAUUAGCACUUUGUAGUUUGUCCAUUCCCUGUGUCCCCCUCAAUCUCUUUUUCUCCCCACAGAUAUGGAGUGAAUAAACUGGAAGGCAUGCUACGCCCCCUUGUGGAGAAUGGCUUGAAGUGUGUGCUGAUUUUCGGGGUGCCUGCCAAAAUCGCUAAGGUACAGUAAACUAUAUGCACUUGUAAAAUGUGUCUUUUUUGCCACUACAUCAACUCCAAAGCGCAUAUGUCUACACCCUUGCACACUGUCAUACCUUUUCACCUUUCUUCUCAGGAUGAGAGGGGUUCGGGUGCAGACACAGACGAUACUCCGGCAGUAUUGGCUGUGAAGAAGAUAAGCUCUCUUUUCCCUGACCUGCUGAUGGCCUGCGACGUCUGCCUCUGUCCCUACACCUCACAUGGACACUGUGGUCUGUCACUCUCUAUCACAUCUUUUCGUCUACAACUAAUGCAAAUCUAAUUUCCUUUGAUUAACACUACAGUGUUAUAAGACUGCCCUCUGAUUCGCCCUCAGGAAUCUUGCGGGAGGAUGGCACUCUGGACAAUGGUGCCAGUUGCCAGCGUCUGGCAGAAGUGGCAUUGGCCUAUGCCCGUGCUGGUGAGUCUGGUCACUCCUCCCCCCACUUUAUCUACUCUCACUUCUAAAAAAUAGUGGACUGGACCAAUGUUGAUACUGCUCAAUGGGGAGCCACACCCAUGUCAAUAGUUUAAGAUCUCUUGUUCUUAUCGUACAGGCUGUCACAUCAUUGCACCCUCUGAUAUGAUGGAUGGGCGAGUGGGAGCCAUCAAACAAUCACUGAUGUCCAAUGACAUGGGCAACAAGGUAACAGAUGGGAGCACUAGUUUGUACAUAACCUUAUAUUCAUAGGGACUCAAUAAGGAAAGGAAAGCAUUUGCCAUAAGGAAACCCUUAGUAAAGAAGCCAUUUGCUUGAAUUUCCUGAAAGAAAAUGUCCAAGAAAAGUAAUGUAUUUCCUCCUUCUCCCCAGGUUUCAGUGCUAAGCUACAGUGCUAAAUUUGCUUCCUGUUACUAUGGUCCCUUCAGGUAACUAUCGAUUGUAAAGCCAAGUAUGGACAGAAAAGGCAUUUACUUACCAGUUAUUUGACAGGAUGCUCUAAGGAAGCUUUUUUUUUUGUAGAGAUGCAGCACAGUCCAAACCAGCAUUUGGAGACAGGCGUUGUUAUCAGCUGCCCCCUGGUGCAAGGGGCCUGGCACUGCGAGCUGUGGUAAGAGUGUCUGUGAAAUGUACGCAUAUGUAUGAAAGGUAGAGAGAGAGUCAAUUUACCCAGGUGGUUGAGGUUUUGUUUCUGUUUUUCUCUCAGGACAGAGAUGUCAAGGAGGGAGCAGAUAUGCUGAUGGUGAAGCCAGGACUGCCCUAUCUGGACAUAGUGAGGGAGGUCAAAGACAAGGUUAGUAUGUUCUACCUCAUUUUUCUCUGCAUGGUUACAGAGUUUCAGGCUCUGGGAUCAGUAUUGAUAGUUUGAGCUAAAUAACCAAACUACACUAAGUUCACAUCCAAGGGUACACAAACAAGUCUAUCAUCAGUUGUUAUGAAGACUACAAAACCCUUCUGCUUUUACCUGCUCCAUAUUUUUCUUACCACCCUCCUCUGCUCCCUUCCAGCACCCCACUCACCCACUGGCAGUGUAUAACGUGUCAGGGGAGUUUGCUAUGCUGUGGCAUGGAGCUCAGGCUGGAGCCUUUGACCUGCGCACCGCUGUAAUGGAAUCUAUGACCGCCUUCCGCAGGGCAGGUGAGAGGGGAAGUGAGUCAUGGGGUCUGGAGGAACAGUGCUCUGUUCUCAAUAGAGAAAGAAUGAGUUCUACUGCUCUAGUUCUAUAUUCUUCCCUCUGCUCUAGGUGCUGACAUCAUCAUCACCUACUACGCACCUCAACUGCUCACCUGGCUGAAAGAGUAACAGACAGAAGGAUGGACCUACGGAUUGACAUAGAGAUGGACCAUGCGAUUAACUCCUUUUUACCUAGCUGUGCAAGGGGUCUACUCAAACUAAACUGACAUGUGAGAACAGGCAAUCUAUCUUCAUACAUUCAUUUACAGUUUCUUUUUCUAUAUAACAUUGAUACUUCAUAAUGUUCUGAGACUCUUUUUUUCAUGUGCAGCAACCACAAAUUCUCACCAAAGAUGGUAUUCUUCAAGCUAGUAACCACUUGUAAAGCGUAUCAAAUAAGCUUUGAAGGGUUAGCCUAAUGUUAGAUGAAAAAAUGGGAAUGUAAAAGCUAUCUGUUGAUUGACUUGUUGGUUUAUGGGUGUUUUUACUAUUCUAUAGAUUUCCGAAUUGAGUAAUCAUGGCCUUUAUUUAACUGUUUCUAUUUUAUUCUGUGUUAUCUGUAAGAGGCACUCUGGCUUCAGCACUGUCCUAUCCAAUAAAAUAUAGAUUUUUUUGA
Messenger RNA from Coregonus sp. 'balchen', 7250 nucleotides. NCBI's taxonomy places the organism in Eukaryota, Metazoa, Chordata, Actinopteri, Salmoniformes, Salmonidae. The record is from the annotation of a GenBank genome assembly.